Molecule: messenger RNA, 1610 nt
Organism: Peromyscus eremicus (cactus mouse)
Lineage: Eukaryota; Metazoa; Chordata; Mammalia; Rodentia; Cricetidae
Product: pyruvate dehydrogenase E1 component subunit alpha, somatic form, mitochondrial-like
Exons: 2
Biological process (GO): pyruvate decarboxylation to acetyl-CoA
Cellular component (GO): intracellular membrane-bounded organelle
Molecular function (GO): pyruvate dehydrogenase (acetyl-transferring) activity
Source: RefSeq, a predicted model, not a curated record
CGCCUCAAGGAGACUUGGGGACGCCCGAACCACUCCUUUUGAGUGCCCGGGUGCCGCGGCCACCGCGUGGGUCUGCUGCGCUCCAUGAGGAAGAUGCUCGCCGCUGUGUCCCGCGUGUUGGCAGGCGCUGCGCAGAAGCCGGCAAGCAGAGUGCUAGUAGCUUCCUGUAAUUUUGCAAAUGAUGCUACAUUUGAGAUUAAGAAAUGUGACCUUCAUCGGCUGGAAGAGGGCUCUCCAGUCACCACAGUGCUCACCAGAGAGGACGGGCUCAAGUACUACAGGAUGAUGCAGACUGUGCGGCGAAUGGAGCUAAAGGCAGAUCAGCUGUAUAAACAGAAGAUUAUUCAUGGUUUCUGUCACUUGUGUCACGGUCAGGAAGCCUGCUGUGUGGGCCUGGAGGCUGGCAUAAACCCCACCGACCAUCUCAUCACAGCCUAUCGAGCGCAUGGCUUCACCUUCACUCGGGGCCUGUCCGUCUGAGCAAUUCUUGCAGAGCUAACAGGAAGAAGAGGAGGUUGUGCUAAAGGGAAAGGCGGAUCGAUGCACAUGUACGCCAAGAACUUCUAUGGGGGCAAUGGCAUCGUUGGAGCUCAGGUGCCCCUGGGAGCAGGGAUUGCUCUGGCCUGCAAGUAUAAUGGAAAAGAUGAGGUCUGUUUGACUUUAUAUGGUGAUGGUGCUGCUAAUCAGGGUCAAAUAUUUGAAGCUUACAAUAUGGCAGCAUUGUGGAAAUUACCUUGCAUUUUCAUCUGUGAAAAUAACCGCUAUGGCAUGGGGACAUCUGUCGAGAGAGCAGCAGCCAGCACAGAUUACUACAAAAGAGGAGACUUUAUUCCUGGACUGAGGGUAGAUGGAAUGGAUAUCUUGUGUGUCCGAGAGGCAACGAAGUUUGCAGCUGCCUAUUGUAGGUCUGGUAAGGGGCCCAUCCUGAUGGAACUACAGACUUAUCGUUACCAUGGACAUAGUAUGAGUGACCCUGGAGUCAGUUACCGCACUCGAGAAGAAAUCCAGGAAGUAAGAAGUAAGAGCGACCCUAUUAUGCUUCUUAAGGAUAGGAUGGUGAACAGCAACCUUGCGAGUGUUGAAGAAUUAAAGGAGAUUGAUGUGGAAGUGAGGAAAGAAAUCGAGGAUGCUGCCCAGUUUGCUACAGCUGAUCCAGAGCCACCCUUGGAGGAACUAGGCUUUCACAUCUACAGCAGUGAUCCUCCCUUUGAAGUGCGUGGUGCCAACCAGUGGAUCAAGUUUAAGUCAGUCAGUUAAUGGGAGACUGUGAAAUGGAUGGCCGCUCAUCAUCCACUCUUGGUUCAGUGUGAGGACUCCUGCGUUUGUCUUCUGUGCUGGGAGACUGCAUGCCAGAGCCUACAGAGGACACCACCGCUGCAAAACAGGAGUUUCCAUAAGAAAAGCAAACUUAAAACAGCAACCUUCCAAGCAGGAGAAGCAAGCAUUUGAUCUACAGGAUUACAUUUGCCAGCUACUCUUUCCAAUAUAAUCUCUAACUUAUUCAAAUGUGUUUGUCUUUGUCUGGACCUGGUGCCAUAGGAGUGUUGGUGGCUCUGUGUAGAGGUGUGGGCAUUUUAAACAAGAGUGAAAAGAUAAUUUCAUUAAGAUCG